This is a messenger RNA of Ixodes scapularis (black-legged tick), 714 nucleotides long. Its product is annotated as peptidase M20 domain-containing protein 2. Lineage: Eukaryota; Metazoa; Arthropoda; Arachnida; Ixodida; Ixodidae. Gene Ontology annotation, molecular function: dipeptidase activity. The transcript is spliced from 5 exons. The record is from RefSeq and is a predicted model, not a curated record. The coding region runs from base 1 to 714 and encodes 237 amino acids.
AUGUCUGACUUUAUGGAACUUGUGAGCGCUGCUGUCGAUGACAAGUCGGAGAGCCUUAACGCACUUGCCCGAUACCUUUGGAACAACCCUGAAACUGCUAUGAAAGAAUUCAAGGCCCACGAUCGAAUUGCUGCUUUCCUAGAAAGUGAAGGUUUUUCUGUACAGAAAAACUACAUCUUACCAACGGCAUUUCGUGCAGAGUUUGGUGGCAAAGGACCCAUGGUUGUUUUCAUGUGUGAAUAUGACGCUCUUCCCGAUAUUGGACAUGCUUGUGGACACAACCUCAUCGCUGAGUGUGCUGUUGCUGCUGGCAUUGCUGUGAAACAAGUGCUUCAGGAAAACACAUCGCUUGCCGGAAAGGUUGUUGUUCUUGGUACACCAGCUGAAGAAGCGGUACACGGAAAAGUACACCUCUUGCAAGGAGGAGCCUUUGAUGAUGCGGCGAUUGCGCUGAUGGCGCAUCCGACGCCCUUGAACGAAGCAUGUCCUUCAACUUCUGCACUUUUAAGGGAAAAUGUAGAAUACGAAGGGAGACAAUCCCACGCCGGUAUAAAACCAUGGGAUGGAGUUAAUGCUUUGGAUGCUGCCGUCACUGCGUACGUAAAUGUGGGUUUACUGAGGCAACAGAUGAAGCCCGAGUGGAGAAUUUCAGAGCUACAAGCGUCUACAUUUCAUGGUGUAUUUCAACGACCUAUUUACAUCAACGACACGUGA